GGCGGGAAAACCCUAGUUUUUACAGUUGAGCGCGCCAGGUCUGUUGUCAUUUCCAGUUCCCCAUUCUAGAGAGAGAGAGAGAGAGAGAGAGAGAGAGAAUGGUGGGUCUGCCGUAUGAUUUCAUGGCCAACCCCCUCGGAGCCGUCCGAUUGACCUUCGAGAAGGCAAUGGCGGCAGCGGAGGCGUCUGGCUCCGAUCCGGCCAACUUUGACGGCAAAGACUGGGGCGUCGCUGAUCUCUUUCGUCAGUUCCUCUUCGACAACGGCGGCCUCUCUCAGGUUCCAGUACUUAAUUCUACAAAUUUCAAACGGGUUCAGCCAAACACACUGGUUCGGUUCCGAGGAAUGAUACAAGACAUGCUGGGGAAUGAACUCUAUGUUGGCGUAUAUAAGGAAGGUCCAAAUUGGAGAACCAACAAGUUUAUGGAUGUUUCUCAAUUUCCUAUGGGUUCUAGACCUGAUAUGCGAGUUUGGGAGCGCCGACUUCUAUACUGUGUCCCUGUCCCUGGACAGAAUUCAUGGGUCGAACCUUCCAGUGAAGCUGUGAUAAAUUGUUAUAGGAAUGGGACAUCCCAGCAAAGAGAGAAGCGUCAGAGAGAUGACAACACAGCUACUGAUCCCAUGGAAUUGCAUGUCUCAGAUGAUGAAUUUCAGGGUUCUUCAAGUAAUAAAAAGUUGCGAGAAGGUGAACUCCCUUUUGAGUCUUCUAAGGCACAGGAUUUUGUAAGUGAAAGCGCCUGUUCUAGUGUUAGUAUGGUGCCUACUUUUGACAAAGAUUCUCUUCCUUGUCUAGUUAAGAUAUAUGAUUCUCCAGAGUCUGACUUGAAGUUGAAUGAUGUUUUUGAAUUUGUUGGUGUCUUCACUUUUGAUCCUGAGCUUGUGGUUAAGGAUGACACUGAUGAGUUUUCUGAUCUUUGUGAUGAUGUGUUGGCUAAUUUGCCUCCUAGCAAGGUACCACGUCUUCAUUGUUUAAUACACAGGAAGCUUGCAGUUCAUGACUUUAUUUCUAAUUCCCCUGUGAUGGAGGUAAAACCCCAUUUGGUCAAACAGAUAAGGGAAUCUGUGCUGGGCCAUCUCACUGCUGUUCUUGGCAAUGAUGGAUUAGCAGCUCAUUUCAUGUUGUUGCAUCUUUUAUCCAGAGUGAAUGGUAGAGUGGACACUCUUGCUGUGGGGAAGCUUUCUCUAAACCUCACAUGUUUUAACAAAGAAAGUGUGUCUGUGUUCGGCAAUCAGCUUACCCUUGCAAUCAUGAAUCUCCUUCCUUUCACACAUCGCAUACCUCUUACAGUGGAUUAUCUUAACUCAGCUUCACUUGCCCCAAAAAAAGAUUAUCAAUUGAACAGACUGGUAACCGGAGUUCUGCAGCUAGCUGAAGGCUCUCACUUAACCAUUGAUGAGACCCAAUUGAAAGCAGGGACCCUGAACUCUGUUGGGGUUGAGAAUGCAAGAUUGCUAAAAAAUCUAAUGCAGUUGCAAAAGGUGGAAUAUGACUUCAAGUACUACAAAAUGGAAAUGGCAGCGGACGUCCAAUUGCUCAUUCUUUCUGAAGGGAAAUCAAACAUCUUACCAGCUGACUUAGUUUUGCCUUUCCAGCCUUCUUCAGUGGAUAGCACUGAACCUGUUGCUACAGAAGCACUUGAAGCUUGGAGGUGGUACUUGGUUACUCUUAGAUUACUGCCAAACUCUAUUGACCCAGAAUUGCAGAAGGUAAUAGAAGAUGACUUGGUUGCAGCAAGGCAAGCAGAUCGGACUUUAAGCAGCCAAGAUUUUAGCAGAUUGCUGACAAUGGGCCGGCUAAUGUCUCUGAGUUAUGGUGAAACCUCCUUGUCAUUGGAACAUUGGCAAAUGGUGAAAGAACUGGAGAGGCUAAGAAGGGAGCGGCUGAAAUGAAUUGCAUAUACAUUUUCUGGGAUUGGUACUGGUGUAAAAAAAAACUCUAGCUGUAAUCCUGAUGCUGUGGAUGAAUUGAGACUGUUGAAUGGUUUUUGUAAUACUAUAGUCGUUGCCGUA
Molecule: messenger RNA, 2009 nt
Organism: Vitis vinifera (wine grape)
Lineage: Eukaryota; Viridiplantae; Streptophyta; Magnoliopsida; Vitales; Vitaceae
Product: mini-chromosome maintenance complex-binding protein
Exons: 14
Coding region: 99-1889 (596 amino acids)
Biological process (GO): DNA-templated DNA replication
Molecular function (GO): chromatin binding
Source: RefSeq, a predicted model, not a curated record